Penicillium angulare is the source of this 474-nucleotide messenger RNA. RefSeq lists its product as uncharacterized. The transcript has 2 exons. Lineage: Eukaryota; Fungi; Ascomycota; Eurotiomycetes; Eurotiales; Aspergillaceae. Bases 1 to 474 code for a protein of 157 amino acids. The record is from RefSeq and is a predicted model, not a curated record.
AUGGGCGCAGUCGACAAGGGCCAUUUGCUGCAAUGGGUCCACGCCGAGACUAUGGAAAGACUCGCCAAGGACGAUCCCCAACACCGGAAGACAACCAGCGUCUCCGGCGUGCCCCACCCUGUUCCGCAGCCUCAAAGAGGCCCGGUAGCCCAACCACCCUGCUUCCUAGCACCAACAAAGUGCGCUCGCUACUCUCACCCUGCCUCCCAGCCUGCCUCCCAGCCGCCAUCAAACCCUGUCAGCUCUUCCCAGCCAGCGCGCCAACAACCUCCCAUACCUCAAAAGAGGGACGACGAGUUUGCUCAGAGACGGAGGCAGACAGAGUUGCGUGAGGCUAGCGAACGCCUGCGUAAACGGCGCGCGGACCUUGAUGCGCAAGAAGAAGCCCUGGUUGCUAGGUUGGCCGAAGUAGCUAAAGAUAUGGCCGCUUUAAAGCUGGAAGAAGAUCGGGCUCAUAAGAUGAAGGGAACCUAG